Loxodonta africana (African savanna elephant) is the source of this 8493-nucleotide messenger RNA. It is a transcript of the gene SLA2, whose product is annotated as Src like adaptor 2. Gene Ontology annotation, biological process: signal transduction; regulation of MAPK cascade. The record is from RefSeq and is a predicted model, not a curated record. Lineage: Eukaryota; Metazoa; Chordata; Mammalia; Proboscidea; Elephantidae. Gene Ontology annotation, molecular function: phosphotyrosine residue binding; epidermal growth factor receptor binding. The coding region runs from base 704 to 1537 and encodes 277 amino acids. Gene Ontology annotation, cellular component: cytoplasm; nucleoplasm; plasma membrane. The transcript is spliced from 8 exons.
GAAGGUGUGGGAGGAUUCCAGGAAUCUCUAAUAUUAGCAAGCCCUUCAGGUGAUUAUUAUGCUCAGGCAAGUAUGGGAAACCUUGCUCAAACUCUGCGUUCCAUUCUACCUCGGUUCUGUGUUCCUUGGACAAGACCAAACGACAAAGCCAGAGAAAAACCUCUUGCUCCAGGAUCAUGACAAGGCAGCAGCUUCUCCCUCAGAAACAGGAACUUGGGGAAGGUGGCUCCUCAAUGGUCUGUGAUGCCGUCAGAGGAAACGAGUGGUUGUGAGAACCACAGAGUCUGCAGAUGUGAGCUGGGAGCUCCAAGAACCCUGCACCCAUAGCUCCUGUGACACAGAGCUCAAAGAGCCCUGGGCCUUCUUCCUUGGCCUGGCUCUGCUUGGGAGGGAUGCCCAGUCUGAUGAUCCCUCAGAAGCAUGAGGUUCUUGUCCCAUUCCAGGUGCACAAACUGCUGACCACAGGCAGAUGCUGAGCAACCCAAACCGAUACCUGGAGCCUCUCCCUGAAGACUCCCCGGCUAAGAGAGUUCUGGGUCUCCUAGGACCGAAGACAUUGGCAGACGUCAACAAGGGCAUCCUCCCAGAGUCCUGGCUUGUCCAGCCAAACAUGCAUCUUAGCUGAGCCCCCUCUCCAAGCCUCCGAUGACAGGAAGCCAGUUUCCCUCGGGGAUGUGCUUCUAAGUAAGUGUUCUGCUGACGAAUGAUGGGAAGUCUGCCCAGCAGAGGAAAAACCCUGCCAAGCCCAAGCUCAAGCCCCUCAGUCCAAGACCAAGCAUGUGUGCCCAUGCAAGCAGAGAAGAGCAAAGCCACAGCUGUGGCCCUGGGCAGUUUCCCGGUGGGUGAGCAGGCAGAGCUGUCGCUGAGGCUGGGGGAGCCACUGACCAUCAUCUCUGAGGAUGGAGACUGGUGGACAGUGCUGUCAGAAGUCUCAGGCAGAGAGUACAACAUUCCCAGCAUCCACGCUGCCAAAGUCUCCCAUGGGUGGUUGUAUGAGGGCCUGAGUCGGGAGAAGGCCGAGGAACUGCUGCUGCUGCCUGGGAACCCCGGAGGGGCCUUCCUCAUCCGGGAGAGCCAGAGCAGGAGAAGUUGUUACUCUCUGUCAGUCCGACUCAGCCGCCCCACGUCCUGGGACCGGAUCAGACACUACAGGAUCCAGCGCCUGGACAAUGGCUGGCUGUACAUCUCACCACGCUUCACCUUCCCCUCACUCCAGGCCCUGGUGGACCAUUACUCUGAGCUGGCAGAUGACAUCUGCUGCCCCCUCAAGGAGCCCUGUGCCCUGGGGAGGGCUGGCCCACUUCCUGGCAAGGCCAUACCACCGCCUGUGACUGUGCAGAGGAUGCCACUCAACUGGAAAGAUCUGGACAGCUCCCUCUUGUUUUCUGAGACAUCUGCCACAGGGGAGGAGUCUCUCCUCAGCGAGGGGCUCCGGGAGGCCCUUAGCUCCUAUAUCAGCCUGACUGAGGACUUCUCCUUGGAUGAUGCCAAAACCCAAAGCAGAGGACAAAAGGGGAACCAAGGCUACAGCACCUAGCACCCCACUCUGCUCACCCUGACUGAGCACCCCGGAGGCAUGGCUGCACACUGAGGGCGAGGGCUGGAGCACAGCUGUAUCCAGGGUCCCUGUGUCCUCAUUCCUUUCUCCCUUAGAAGUCAGUUACCUCCUCCCAAUGGCAUGACCCCACCCCAACUUCUGGUCUCCAGGCUCAGCCCAGGUGAGAGCAGGGCCAGGGCUCCAAAAAGAAAGAGCAAACCUCUCCUGGGGUCUGACCCAGUCAAGUCAUGAGUCAUUUUGCAUUCGGCCAUAAGCGUAGCUGGGAGAGCUUGGCCAGGUUCAAGUGAUAAGCCACAAAAUGAAGUAACAGCUCUAUAAGCUGGGACUGUCAGAGAAGGGCCCAGGUAGGGGUAUAUGAGGACCUCAAUGUCCCAUCAAGGUCCUCCUCUGAAAAUGACUCCCUCAAGCCUAGCUCACCGCUGUGAGGCGGGUCACAUCUUUAAGUGCUGGGCAGGGGCCGAGAGCCAGACGUGGCACCUGUGUGCAGGGAUCCUGUCACAGGUCCUAGGGCAUCUGAAGGUGGUAAACCCUAUUUCUCUCCAGAACCCAAGGCCACAGCCAAACCAACUCCAGCCCUUGAUGUCCCUGAUCCCCGUAGGAAAAGAGAUCUGGCUGGAGCUGAGGGAGCAGGGACAGGACGAAUAGAUGAGGCGGGAAUGGUGGAACCACCUCUAGUGUUCCUACUGGGUUCUGGGGCUAGAGGUGUGUGUGGGGGUGGGGUGGGGGGGAGGGAAGCAUUACCAAGUAUGAUCAACAGGUUUUCAAUUAAAGAUUUGAUUUAUUUGAGUACCUGAAAACAUUCUACAAUGGAAACUGUUAUUAGAUGCUGCUUGUACUUGCUAUGGACCACACAUACACUGACAUACUGUUUUCAGAAGACUUGAAAUGCCGCUGAUAGCUGAAAGCUGUACACCUGAUGGAGAACUGAGGAAGAAAACUUAAUGUUUCAUCCAGGUGAUCCAGAGAUGCAUCAAAAUAAAUGACCAGCUCCAACUGGCAAACAGGCGUUCAGUGACAGAUAUCCAAGGGGAAAUGGGUAGCGGUGGACAAUUCAGAAACGGUUCCCCAAAAGGUGGAUGGUUCUUUAAAAAGUUUCAGGUCCCAACCCUUGCAGAAUACACUGAUGCCCAACACAAUGAUUCUCGGUCCAGAAAACAUGCGUCUUCUAGGCUCCCCGUGCAGGAGUGCCCCUACAUCGUGUUUCUGUGCUGUAACUAAGCGGGUCCUUUAGACAGGGGGCAGGUGAGGGCUGUACACCAUCAGUCAUAGUGGAUGGCUGUGUAAAAGAUGAUCCAAAUGACCUAGAAGGGAGACAAGCAAUGUUCACAGGUCACCUGGAUCAGUGGUGGCCUUCUUAGGCCAAUUCCACAAAACAAGAAUGUCAUAUACGUACACAAUAGGCUUCCCAGGGACUAUCCAAUAUAUAACCUGCUUAGAGGCCUAAAUUAUUUCACUGAAAUCAAGCUGUAACAGGCCUAGGCCCCCACCCAAACAGCGACCUGAGUCCCAGGGACUGAGUUAUAGAUAUGGAAUUUUACAAGUAAAGCAGACAAUAUUGCUAAAAGGUGUUAGGAUUAGCAACAAAUGUAAAACCCACAACACCAUCAGACUCUGUCAUCUCCGUAUCAAAGGAGGCAGCGGUUCUCAAACCUGGCUGUCCACUGGAAGCUCCUGGGGGAAUUUUUAAAAAAAUAUAUAAAUGUCCAAGCCCCACCUUCCACAGAGUCCGAUUUUAUUGAUUACACUAAGAUCUGGCUAUGUAAGGGUGUUUGUGUUUAAUUUGUUAAAAUAACUUUAUUGGAACAUAAUUCACAUACCGUAGUUUAGCCUCUUAAAGCAUGUAAUUCCGCAGUAUUUAGUGUACUGUACUAAUUCCAGAAUAUUUUCAUCACCCUGCACCCAUUAACAGUCACUCUCAUCCCCCAGCCACUAGCAACCACUAAUCUGAUUUCCAUCUCUACAGAUUUACCUAUUCCAGACAUUUCAGAUAAAUGAAAUCAUAUCACAUCUAUGAAUGUAUCUCACUUCUUCUACUUAGCAUGUUUUAGAGAUUCGCCCACGUUGUAGCAUAUAUCAGUACUUCACAUUCUCUAUGGCUGAAUAAUAUUCCAUUGUAUGGCUAUACCAUACUUUAUCCAUUCAUCAUUUGACAGACAUUUGGGCUGAUUCCACUUUCUGGAUAUUGUGACUAAUGCUGCUAUGGCUACAUUUUUAAACGCUCUACAACUGUUUCUAAUAUGCAGCCAGGGCUGAGAAUCAGAUGUAAAAGCUAAUCAUGAGCCAAAGAUUCACACAUUGCAGGGCAGCUGUACAGCUUAUCACAGUAUGUUUUCUGGGACAACACAAGAGGCCCUGCCUCAGGGCCUUUUGAAAAAUGGUACCCUGCUCACUUGGUUAACUAGAUCAGUGGCUGACACUUCAUGAAAAGAACAGUACCUGCUACAAAACAAUCAGUUACACAUACCAUGAACAAGGCAAAAGAUGUCAUAAACCCUUCCUUCGUGAGCUCCCACGUGCCGCCAUAUUCUUCCUCAUCUAUCUGGAGGUAGCUGCUGAAGUAGAGGUACAGGACGCCUGCAUUGAUCAGGCAGAAUCUGCAGUGAGGGAGGGAGGGCAAGUGCCAAACACAAUCCGUGAGCUCAGAGACUCAGAGCUCCCACCCCCUGCCCAGCUCUAUGAGGGCCCUCACUGCAUAGAUAACUUUUUUAUGUGUCUUCCCCUACUGUGCAGGGGCUGACCUGGAAAUAAGCUUUGGGCUCAGAAAGACUUCCAUUCAAACCUGAACUUUACUUCAUGGUCAUGAGAUCCUGAGCAAGUCUCUUGACAUGCGUCUCAGUUUCCUUGUCUGUAAAAUGGGAUGUCUGAAUAUUGUUAUGGGACAAGUGAAAUAAUACAUGAAAGUUCCUAGGCUCUCAAUGGAGGUGCUCACCUGGCUGAGUUAGCAACUUAAAGGAGAAGCAAUUCUUUACAGCUGCCCACCAAAAGCGAAAAAAAAAAAAGCACACAAUUUCUUAAAGCCUCCCUGACGUAAGACAGAAUGGCUGCUGGGUAAGCCGUUCCAAAGCGGACCAAUUCCUGAUAUGGGCCAGCAGGCAGCUCCAGCUGGGGUAGGGUGGAGGUGGCCAUGUGGCAACCGUAUGUUAAGCUGCUGCUUCACAGCCUAGCUGAGUAAGUAAAACCACGCUAAGGGAUCCCCUGCAUAAUUCCCAACGGAAGAAAAUUUCUGCACGUCCGUCGGACUGCACCUGAUGGGGUGGUAAACCUGACAGCUCUGCCCUCAGCUCAUCAUCUAUUAGGGGCCAAGAACAGCAAUCAGAAUAGAAUUGAAACCAGCUGUUUGUGAGCACCCCUAAAAGGUCUCUAACGCACAUAAUGUAUUUAGCUGAUACAGGAAUGAGACUGCACCCUGCUUUACUCAGCUCUUGGCACUGUCGUCAUGUAAUUUUCAUAAAGCAAUCAAGACUUUCCUCAUGACUGCUCCAGUUAAUGCAGCUAAGCUAACGGGGGGCUGUGGGUCUUAGACCACAUCCCUUAUAAGGCUGAGGUGGAAAAAUGCAGAGAGCUGGUUCCUCCAAUGGAUGGUGUGUGGACUGGUGUAGGGGAGGGCAGUACUGUGAGGCUGAGGAAUGUAAAUCAGUAUGUAAGGGAAGGUUCAGACCCUGAGCAAGGUGGGGACAGAUGGCGUGUCUAUACUGCAGGAAGUCUAGUUUGUGAAUAGCGAGAGUACUGCGUAGGCUUUCUCAUGAGUGAUAGAUAGGAACAGGCUGGGAUACUGGCUUAGACUUGUACUCAUGUUUCAGGACAUGAGAGCAAUAAAGUUUGAGGACAGGGGCUGGGCAAGUGGCUGAAUCGGGGAGACAAAGGCUUCAAGUCUAAGAGCCUGGGAGUACACACAUGGUUUCAAUAACAGAAACAGGAAGUCAGGAAGAACAGAAGGUUUUUCUUGGAAGGAUUUCCCACAAAAUAUAGUCAUUGGCUUGGUCAUGCUGUGGCCACAUCCUUAUCUUCUAUCAGAAAUCUUGGGACCAGCUUUAGCUCUGACAGUUUCCUCUUGGGCAGGCUGACUUAGUGGCUCUCGAUGGAGACUACUAAUGGGAGUGAGAAAUGUCAUUCUGAGGCUGAGAUAGCUGAAGACUGAAGGCUCACCAAGUCUCUGGUUGUAAAGGUGGUUGCUUAGUGAGAUGAGGCAAGGGAGCAGGGAUGAGAGGAGAGAGAGGGUUGAAGGCAGGAUGAACAGCAAUCUUGAAUCAGAAAGCAAUCAGAAAGGAAAGAGAACCAGUUUGGGACCAAAGCUAAGGGAUGAAGGGGUGGUUAAAUGCCCAGUGCUCAAUUCAUCAACUAAGUCAGAUUUCAGGGGUCUGCUAAACACAGGGCCUGGUAUACAGGCCUGAGAACACUGUAACCUCUGCAUCACUAGUUUUGGCACUCAGUCUUCAUCACUUUACCCCACCUGCUUGUGGUUGCACCAGCUAAACACUAAGUAUUGUUAGGUGCUACUGAAUCGAUUCCAGCUUUUAGCAACCCUAUGUACAACAGAAGGAAACACUGCCCAGUUCUGUUCCAUCCUCAGAAUCAUUGUUAUACUUGAGCCCACUGUUGCGGCCACUGUGUCAAUCCACCUCACUGAGGAUAUGUCUCUUUUUUGGUGACCCUCUACCAAGCAUGAUGCCCUUCUCCAGGGACUGGUCCCUCCUGAUAGUAAGUCCGAAGUAUAUAAGACAAAGUUUCGCUAUUUUUGCUUCUAAUAAGCAUUCUGGCUGUACUUCUUUCAAGACAGAUUUGUUCCUUCUUCUGGCACUCUAUGGUCUAUUCAAUGUUCUUCAAAAGCAUCAAUUCUUUGGUCUUCCUUAUUCACCGUCUAGCUUUCACAUGCAUAUGAGGCAACUGAAAACACCAUGGCUUGGGUCCACCAACAAACUGAUUGCCAUCCAGUCUAUCCCGACUCAUAGUGACCCUAUAGGACAGAGCAGAACUGCCCCAUAGGGUUUCCAAUGAGUGGCUGGUGGAUUUCAACCGCUGAGCUUUUGGUUAGCAGCCAUAGCUCUUAAACGCUGUGCCACCAGGGCUCCUUGGAUUAGGUCAGGCACACGUUAGUCCUUAAAGUGACAGCUUUGCUUUUUAACACUUGUGAAGGCUGUAGUCUUUGAUCAUCAGUAAGUGGUUCAAGUCCUUUUCACUUUCAGCAAGCAAGGCUGUGUCAUCCGCCUAACACAGGUUGUUAACAGAGUCUUCCUCUGAUCCUGAUCCCGUGUUCUUCUUCAUACAGUCUAGCUUCUCAGAUUAUUUGCUCAGCAUAUAGACUGAGUAAGUACGGUGAAAGGAUACAACCCUUACAUACACCUUUCUUGACUUUAAACCAUGCAGUAUCCCCUUGUUCUGUUCGAAUGACUGCCUCUUGGUCUACAUACAGGUUCCUUAUGAGCACGAUAAAGCGUUCUGGAAUUUCCAUUCUUUGCAAUGUUAUCCAUAAUUUGUUAUGAUCCACACAGAUGAAUGCCUCUGCAUAGUCAAUAAAACACAGGUAAGCAUCUUUCCGGUAUUCUCUGCCAAGGGUGAACCUGCUGGUAUGCCAAAUAUCAGCAGCAAAGCUUCCAUACAUCACAGCAACACGCAAGCCACCACAGUACGACACCCUUGACAGACAUGAGGUAGAAGCAUUAUGUGUGAUGUAUUUUUUCCCCAACCACAAAACUUGGAUCACUUUGUCAGUAACAGUCCUGUCUUGAUGAAGAGAAAUAGCGGCAGCAAUAAACCAACCAAAGUACAACCUGGCCACCUACUUCACAUCAAGUGCAGGCCUCAGGACUGGGGGAGAAAAGGGCUGACAUUAGGCCCUGCCUUUCAGGGGUUACACAACUAAGUAGAAAGUGAACUCACAGAAACAAAGGCAUUUGACUCCAGUGCUGGGUGGUCAAGGGGCAGGUCAGCAAAGGCCUGGAAGGGCUCAAACUGAAUCUUAAGGACGGAUGUGACGUUAGUUUUAUGUCAACUUGGCUAGGCCACGGUGCCCAGUUGUUUGGUCUGGACGUUGCUGUGAAGAUACAAUCCGCUGACUCUUAAGUAAAGGAGAUUGCCCUCUAUAAUGUGGGUAAAAGCCUUGUAAAAUCAGUUGGAGGCCUUAAGAGCAAAAAACCAAGGCUUCUGAGAGGAGAAGGAAUUCUGCCCCAGGGCUGUAAAAGAUAUCCUGUGGAGAGUUUCCCUGAUCUACCAAUUUCAGACACAAGACUGCCAGGACUUUCAGCCCACAGCCUGACUUGCCAGCCCCCACAAUCAAGUGAGCCAAUUCCUUAAAAUAAAUCUUUUCUCUCUCUAUAUAUAUUGUUGUUAGUUGACGUCAGGUCAAUUUGGCGUCAUGGCGACUCCACGUGUGCAGAGUACAACUGCUCCACAGGGUUUUUAAGGCUGCGACUUUUCGGAGGCAGAUCACCAAGCCUGUCUCCUGAGGCACCUGUGUGUGGAUUCAAACGGCCAAUCUUUCAGCUAGUAGUUGAGAGCUGAACUGUCUGUGUCACCGGGGAACUCCCCUUGGUUGCAUGAGCGCACUUUAUAUAUUUCCUGUUGGUUCUGUUUCUCUGGAGAACCCUGACAAAUACCACAACGGGCAUAAUUUCUGUAUUGUAAAUGAGGGAGGGAAUUACACAAGCAAAUGUGCAGAGGCAGAAAUGAAUGUGUUGGGUUACAGUUGGCGGAAACAGUGGAAAAGACUGACUCUGAAAUGGGUUUUUAAAAACUCUACCCUAAGAGGGUUAGAAACUGGCAAAAUUGUCACGAAAGGAGAGAAUAGAAGGGCUGACUCACUAGGGGGAGAGUAAGUGGGAGUAUGGAGUAAGGUGUAUAUAAGCUUAUAUGUGACAGACUGACUUGAUUUGUAAACGUUCACUUAAAGCUCAAUAAAAAUUAUUAAAAAAAAAAAAACUCUACCCUAAAAACUUCAG